Diachasma alloeum is the source of this 2008-nucleotide messenger RNA. RefSeq lists its product as uncharacterized. NCBI's taxonomy places the organism in Eukaryota, Metazoa, Arthropoda, Insecta, Hymenoptera, Braconidae. The record is from RefSeq and is a predicted model, not a curated record. The transcript has 4 exons. Bases 19 to 1209 code for a protein of 396 amino acids.
AAGAGUAUAUGUAAUUACAUGUUUGACAUACUUGGAGACACCUCAAGGGGUACAGCCGUAGUGAUCGCUAAAACCAUCUGUUCAAAGUAUCCGGACACUUUUGCCGAUUUAAUUGAUAAAAUAAAUCUUGGGGCUGGCUGGGAAUCAUUGUCUGCACAUAUUUACACCGCAAUUAAUUAUCGAAAGGCGAAAGAGCGUACCAAGAGACCACGGGCCCUAGGUGCGUUAUAUUCAGAUAACGACGAUGACGAUGAAAACGCAAGACCCUUGCCUCAAACAACGCCACGUAAACAGGAUGAGUAUGGAUGUGUGGAUUACCAGCCACUACUUCCAGAAGGAGAAACCCCUUCAUCCCAAGAAACUAAACGCAAACGAUUAAUCACGCUUUAUCAAACUUCACCUGAUAUUUUCGAAGGCGAAGUCAAACAACUGAUGAAUGAUACCUAUCCGACACAACGUGGUGUGAUAAAUGAUUGCAGCAGGGGAAGUGGUCUCACUCAAUCUGUGUUCCAAAAAUGGCCAUUUUUGAAUAAUGACAAAGUACUGGUAGCACAUGCUCAACAGUUGUUGGGGAUCGAGGUUAAUGAAAUUUGGCGUCGUAAUCUCCGAAAAGUUACCAAGAUUCGCAAUUUCUUUAAAUAUGAAUACGUGACUAAAAUAUUUAUCGCCAAGAAGAAAGGUAUUGAAUUACCAGAUCCAUUUGUGAAGAAUACCAUAAAAGAGGAAAAACGGCAAUCCCAAAAUGAUACACGGAGUGAACUUUCACUUACACUUGUCAUUUUCCCAUUGAUAGUGUACUACUUCGAGGAAGAUCGAGAUUUUUUAUUCAUCAUUGUGGAGAAUACACUGACUAUAGAGGAAAUAAUUGGUAAAGUACCAAAUGCAGCCCCUACGCUCAUCAUACGAGGGACUUCCCUCUACGACGAGACUGCCUCGUGUUCAGUUUUGUUGGAGAAGGCAUUUGAAAUAAAAGUGGGAAAUAUCCUCGACGGUUUCCUGCUGACUUUCCUAUGUUACUUUAUUUUUGGGUGCAAGUAUCCAAAGGAAUUGCAAUGUACGCUGGAGUUCAUUCAAAGGUUUAUAAUCCUCAUCAAUCCACCGGAGGGAAGUAAGCGGAAAUGUAAGAAAAGGAAGCAAACCUCCUACAAUCCGAAGGUGUUGAAAUUGAUAAACAUACUGAACGAGGCACUAUCAGCAAUAACUUUGUAAACUUCGUCGAACACUCAACACUCAAUCUCCAUAAUCGAUGGCAUUCUAUUGAUUAUCUUUUUGAAGACUUUUUUACAAACGAAAGUGAAGAACACAUGGAAAGUUUCUUUCAUCUGAAUCUCCUAAUCCUACAUGAUCCUGUUACUGAAUGCAUGGAUUUGUCUCUUUAAAUGAGAUAUGCCCAAAAAAUUUCAUGUUUCAAAGAAAAAUUGUCGUACGUAGCCAUUGAUAUUGGAAUGCACCGUUCUUGUAAAAACGUACUAGAAAGAUUUUUAUGAUACAUUUGAAAUUGAAAAUUCAUACAUAUGCUACUUAAUAAAGGCAUAUACUACUGUUGUAGGAUACCAAUCAUGCAAGGUAAAAUUACAAUGCAUCAAUAUAUCGAAAUUCGCGUACUUUGCAAUUUAAUCUUGUAAUUUUCCUCUAAUAAAAUUCAUUUACUGUAAUCGCUGUUUGCAAUACAUUACACCGUUGAUUAUAGCAAAAUGUUUUCGAAAAUCACAAGGCAGUCAUUGAAAUUCCAGUGAUAUAUCAUAUAGUUUUAUCAUACACAUGAGCCGUUUUCUUAUUCAUCCGCAUCCCAAAAAUGUGCGUCACUGCUGUGAAUUCAUUAACCACCAAUGGUAAAAUAAUUAUAUCAGCGGAAUCAGAUUCUACGGUAGCAGAACUUUGAAAGUGUAAUCAAUGAGAACUAAACUUAAUAUGAUUGUAUGUGCAAAAAUUACAAUCGUAGCGUGUAACUUUUACCAUCCCGUAUGCCAUGGAAAUGUAUUGUAAAUUUAUCAUACUUUAUUGUGAA